CAAAAUCAUACCGAAUCACAUCGAAUCGCACAUUUUUUCAACUCUGACAGGUGAGGUGGGCAGCUGCAAGUUGUAGACGUGACAGUGGGUGGCGGUUUGAAAAUCCCAAUCCGCUUGCAAACCAAGCCGACCCGCCAAGCAAUUCUGCAAUCGAACUUGACCCUUCUGCUAUGCUAUAUGCACAUCCAGCAACUAUUAGAUUACAUCUACCAUGCUAAAUGUAGAUACACACACACAGAAUAAUUUCUCAAUUAAACCUAAUUGACCCCCAAACAUCUCAUUUCUAUCACCGCCGUUUGCCUUUCCGCCGCUGCUGCUCUCCGCUCACCGCCCACCGCCGCUGCUCUUCGCUUGUCGUCGCAGGUCAUUCCUAUUUUCACUGGCCAGGACCCAUUAAAAGCCUGUUGCACCAUACAAGCUGGAAAGAGACUAAAUUUCGAACCACCAGCACAAGCAGCAGGGUGUUUGGCUCAAUUUUUUUUUUCCUUCUCACAAGGACAUGGCAUUGAGGCGUUUUUUCGGGUUUUCUGAUGGCGAGCUGAUGAGAUCAGACGCAAAGCCUUGUUCCAGAUUAAUGAGGCAAACUGCUGGGAUUUUUACUGUUGGUGGAGGAUUGGGGUUUUGGGUUCUCUGUCGUCUGCAUUAUGGCCCUAGAAUCACAGUUCCAAGGAGCCUUAGAUGGGCAGCUUGUGGAGCCGUCUCUGUAAGCUCGACCACUGCUUUGUUGGUCUGCCUUUUCAGUCCUGAAUGCGAACCCCAGAAUAUAGCUGCUUAUGAUAAUAAAAAAUGAUGCUCGAUUCUUGUCAAAGUAUUGAAUUUUCAUAUAUGAAAUUACCUCAAGUCCCUCAAGGAGGGUGAUAUUCCGAUUUCUCAGGUGGACCACCAGGACUAUUUCUUGUUAUUCAUAAUCUGUCUUAGCAUGUGAAAUAGUUUCUUAGCAAAAUUGUGACUACUCAUUUUACUAAGUGUGGCCACGAUCUUUUGACUGGACCUCUUCAUUUCUGGUACAAAAAUGGAGAGGGUCCAAAUCAUCUUUGUGUAAUUGAAGGAUGUAAUGGCUGUAAUUGUUUGAUCAUGUCAGUUUUCGCUCUCAAGUAGGGCAAUUCAGCAAGUGAAUUUUCA
Molecule: messenger RNA, 1122 nt
Organism: Camellia sinensis
Lineage: Eukaryota; Viridiplantae; Streptophyta; Magnoliopsida; Ericales; Theaceae
Source: RefSeq, a predicted model, not a curated record